Messenger RNA from Cyclopterus lumpus (lumpfish), 2994 nucleotides. It is a transcript of the gene srpk1b, whose product is annotated as SRSF protein kinase 1b. Bases 530 to 2563 code for a protein of 677 amino acids. Gene Ontology annotation, biological process: protein phosphorylation; regulation of mRNA processing; spliceosomal complex assembly. The record is from RefSeq and is a predicted model, not a curated record. The transcript has 16 exons. Lineage: Eukaryota; Metazoa; Chordata; Actinopteri; Perciformes; Cyclopteridae. Gene Ontology annotation, molecular function: protein kinase activity; ATP binding.
UGCGAGACACACGCGGCUUGAGACACACGCGGCUUGAGACACACGCGGCUUCACGUCAAUUCUCUGGCAACGCGUUCCGGCUUUUAGCCGCAACCACGAACCGCGCAGCGGCCCGACGGAGUCCAAGAGGACCAUGCGCUCUGCUGCGCGUGUUCACGGACAGCUAACUCCGGCUAGCUCCGGCUAACUCCGGCUAGCUCCAUCUAGCUCUGGUGGGAGACUGCCGUUAGCUUCGGCUAGCUCUGGUGGGAGACUGCCGUUAGCUUCGGCUAGCUCCAGCUAGCUCUGGUGGGAGACUGCCGUUAGCUUCGGCUAGCUCCAGCUAGCUCUGGUGGGAGACUGCCGUUAGCUUCGGCUAGCUCCAACUAGCUCUGGUGGGAGACUGCCGUUAGCUUCGGCUAGCUCCAGCUAGCUCUGGUGGGAGACUGCCGUUAGCUUCGGCUAGCUCCAGUGGGAGUCCGACGUUAGCAUCUGAGUGUGUGCGCCAACACUUCAGGUUAACUGGAGCAAAAUAAAAAGCCCCAUUAACAUGUGUACCAGGACCCAGCUUUACAGUGGGCAACACGUGGAACAGCACCACCUUACUGCUAGUCUCCCAGUGGACUAUAGCUCUUUGGAGGCUAAGCGAGCUGCUAACGUUGCCCACACUAGCAGGAGCACAGCGGUACUCGCAUUGCAAGCCAGGAAGAAGAGGACAAAGCCAAGGAAGCCUGGGAAGAAACCAGAACCUCACGGCCGUCGGGGCGGCUCUCAGCCGGGCCAGGCGGACUCUCCGCUGCCGGAGCAGGACGAGGAGAUCCUGGGCUCCGAUGACGACGAGCAGGAGGACCCCAACGACUACUGCAGGGGUGGAUAUCACCACGUGAAGAUUGGAGAUCUGUUCCACGGGAGAUACCAUGUGAUCCGAAAGCUGGGCUGGGGGCACUUCUCCACUGUGUGGCUGGCCUGGGACAUCGAGGAGAAGCGCUUUGUGGCCAUGAAGGUGGUGAAAAGUGCUGAGCAUUACACGGAGACCGCUCUGGAUGAGAUCAAGCUGCUCAAAUCUGUGAGGAACACGGAUCCCAGCGACCCCAGCAGAGAGAAGGUGGUGCAGCUUCUAGACGACUUCAAAAUCUCUGGAAUGAACGGAACUCACGUGUGCAUGGUUUUUGAGGUGCUGGGUUAUCACCUCCUGAAGUGGAUCAUCAAGUCAAAUUACCAAGGCCUGCCCCUCCCCUGCGUUAAGAGCAUCAUACAACAGGUUCUUCAGGGUCUGGACUACCUGCACACCAAGUGUAAGAUCAUCCACACGGACAUCAAGCCGGAGAACAUCCUGCUGACCGUCAACGAGUCGUACAUCAAGAAGAUGGCCGCUGAAGCCACCCAGUGGCAGAAGACCGGCGCUGCACCGCCCUCGGGUUCUGCAGUGAGCACCGCCCCAGCACCCAAACCGAUGGCCAAAAUGUCCAAGAACAAAAAGAAGAAGAUGAAGAAGAAGCAGAAGAAGCAGGCGGAGAUGCUGGAGAAGAGGAUCCAGGAGAUGGAGGGAGGAGCUAAUGAAGGAGGGGAGGAGGAGGAGGAUGAGGAGGAGGAGGAUGAGGAGACGACGACAACAGACACCACUGACACGCCCUCGUCGGCCACGCUGCAGGACAAACACACCACCACAGACCCGCCUCCUGCUGAGCCGACACCAGAGGCCAAUGGGCGGAGAGAGAACGGCGUGGAGGUGAAAUGCAACGGCCACGCCUCCACGCCGGAUGGCGGGGCCAGUCCAGAGGUACGAGGGACCACGCAUUCGACGGAGGAGGAGCAGGAGGACCGACGCAACGCUAACCCACCAGAGACCCACACGGAGCCCCAGGCCCCGUUGAGUAACACAGAGGAGCACCAGAUCUGCAACGGCACACCCGGGGCCGCUGACCUCGGCCCCGCCUCCGUCACUGUGGAGCUGAAGGAGGAGGACAAGAAGGGGGAGGAGAUGGACACGCAAGGAGAGACCAAGAGAGGGGAGGAGGACGACGGCCAAGACGGAGCAUCAGGCAACAUGUUGGUCAACCCCCUGGAGCCUCUGAACGCCGACAAGCUGCAGGUCAAGAUCGCUGACCUCGGCAACGCCUGCUGGGUGAACAAACAUUUCACAGACGACAUCCAGACGCGGCAGUACCGUUGUCUGGAGGUUCUGACGGGAACCGGCUACAGCACCCCUGCAGACAUCUGGAGCACGGCCUGCAUGGCCUUCGAGCUCGCCACCGGAGAUUAUCUGUUUGAACCCCACUCAGGAGAAGACUACUCCAGAGAUGAAGAUCACAUAGCGCUGAUCAUCGAGCUGCUGGGCAAAGUUCCUCGGAAGCUGAUCUUGGCGGGCAAAUACUCCAAGGAGUUUUUCACCAAGAAAGGCGACCUGCGCCACAUCACCAAGCUGAAGCCGUGGGGCUUGAUGGACGUGUUGAUGGAGAAGUACGAGUGGUCCAAAGACGAGGCGCACACCUUCAGCACCUUCCUGCUGCCCAUGCUGGACCUGGUCCCCGAGCGGAGGGCCACCGCGGCCCAGUGCCUGUCCCAUGCGUGGCUCACGUCCUAGAGGGCCCCCCCCCCCCCCCCCCCACACACCUCCUGAGGGGUGGGUGGUAAACAAACAGGACCCUGAGGCUGCUUCACUAAAGAGCUGCUGAGCCUGUUGUGGAGCCUGGCGGUGAUGGACUGGUCUUCUUCUGGCUCUAGAGGACGUGUUGACCUCGCCUCCUUCCAGCUUGUUCUCUGCAGCACAUUAUGGUCUGUUUUUAGCUAUAGAUGAUGCCUGAUGGUCAGAUUUCUCCAGGAAGUGAACAGAACCAUUAGGAUUGCAUCAUAACUCCACGGCGGUAUCAUUUGGGUCAAUAAGCCAAACCAAUGAAAUGAAGCCGUGUGCAACGUGCUCAAUAAUAAGAGAUUAGAACCUCAAAGUGUACAUUUGUCAACGGGCACCAAGCUCUCACUCUAUUGUUCAGUGUUGCUCCUCGUCAGCAUAACUUU